Molecule: messenger RNA, 1586 nt
Organism: Mucor mucedo
Lineage: Eukaryota; Fungi; Mucoromycota; Mucoromycetes; Mucorales; Mucoraceae
Exons: 9
Coding region: 88-1395 (435 amino acids)
Biological process (GO): DNA repair; chromatin remodeling; negative regulation of transcription by RNA polymerase II
Cellular component (GO): Swr1 complex; NuA4 histone acetyltransferase complex; nucleus
Molecular function (GO): transcription corepressor activity
Source: RefSeq, a predicted model, not a curated record
GCGAAUGACGUCAUAGGAUUUCUUUCUGCACAGCAAAGAAAAAAAACAAAAAAAAAUAGUAAAUGAUUUGUCGAAAAUCAAAUUAGAAUGAGUGGAUCAGAUAUACGCGACAUUUUGCAACUCGGCAGUCCUACGGAACCCAUUCAAAAACGAUCUAAACCAGUGCCGGAGAAAAGACCAGAUGGCAUUAGUCGAGAAUUGUAUAGUUUGAUUGGAGGCGCGCCACCUGUUGCGUUUGUCAAACCCACUUUUAAAGCUAAAUUCAAGAGUAAAAAGAAGGCUGCGUCAUGGCUCCUGACACCUUUUACAAACCCUGCUCGAGUAGAUGAUCUCGAACUGAAGCAUUGGGUUAAGGCAGACGAAGCAGAUAACCAAGAAUAUGCAUUUUCUAAGUUCAAUAAGGUGAUUGAUGUGAUUGAUUAUUCAGAAGAAGAUUACGAGAAAUAUCUUACAGACACGGAUUGGAGUAAAGAAGAAACGGAUUACUUGUUUGACCUUUGUAGACAGUUUGAUCUUCGAUUUCCAGUGAUUGAAGAUCGAUACAAUUACAAGAAUAAGGGAAGAACGAUGGAAGACUUGAAGGAUCGAUAUUAUUCAGUGUAUCGAAAGUUAAUAUUGCAAGGCAAAGGGAAUGAUUAUAUACCAGAUCGACAAUCGUUAGCGCAACAGUAUAGCUAUGAUAAAAGCAAAGAAGUGGAAAGAAAGAAUGCAUUAAUCAUGUUGUUUAACCGCACGAAAGAACAAGUUGAGGAAGAAGAGGCAUUAUUUGUAGAGGCGAAACGUAUAGAAUUGAAUGAAGCAAAAUUGGUGAAGGAAAGAGAAAGUUUAUUGAAUUCGCUUCAAUUGGAGCAGAUUCAACAGAUUCCAUCUACACCUAAUACACCGCUUUACAACAAUAUCUCACCUGGAGGCUCUCCCGGAGGUAUCGGAAUCACGGGUGGUACAGCGGGUGGAAAUCAUUCCUCUGAAUUAAAGAAGAAGAAAAAAUCAAGUAUGCAUGAAGAUAAUAAAAAGGGACGCAAAUUAUCAAGUGCAUCCACCAAUCUAUUAGAAGUUGAUGAUUAUAAAAAGGAAAAGCUUACACCAGGAGUUUAUAUUCGAAGUCAGAAACUGCCAAUUGUUAAACCUACUAUGCAAGCUAAAGUACUCAAAGUAUUGGAAGAAAUGGGAAUUGGUCCAAGACCAAUCAUGCCUACAGCACAAGUGUGUCAAAAGUUUGAAAAUUUACAAAAUUCCAUUUUGAACAUGUUUGAACUCAAGAAAGUAGUUGAUAAAACAGAAGCUGAACACAAGGUUAAGAUACAAAAAGGGCGCGAUGGCACACCAACAGGCAGGAAACGCUCUUCUAGCAAUGCUGGCUCCAAUAGUGGCAACAGAGAAAAAAGACGCAAGUAACAAGACAAAAAAAAAAAAAAAUUAUUCACAUAAACUUUAAUAAUGUGGGUAAUACAAGAAAAUUUUCGUACUUUAUAAACCCUCACUUUCAUUCUUUUUUUUUUCUUUUUCCUUUUUUCUUGAAAACUUUUUUUUUUUAUUAUUAUUAUUUAUUUUUUUACAUGUCACUAAAAGAACUACCCUUUCCAAAG